Mercurialis annua (annual mercury) is the source of this 633-nucleotide messenger RNA. RefSeq lists its product as uncharacterized. The transcript is spliced from 3 exons. Gene Ontology annotation, molecular function: zinc ion binding. The record is from RefSeq and is a predicted model, not a curated record. Bases 1 to 633 code for a protein of 210 amino acids. Lineage: Eukaryota; Viridiplantae; Streptophyta; Magnoliopsida; Malpighiales; Euphorbiaceae.
AUGUGCAGAGGUUUAAAGACUUACCUACAAGCUGUUGAUUAUAAAAAAUGGGCACGAGCACAUUGCGAAAAUAACAGGCACAAAGUCAUGACAACUAAUAUUGCAGAAUCAAUGAAUUCCAGAAUAAAGGCAGGUAAGGAUCUCCCAAUCACUACACUACUUGAGUACCUACAAAAAAUGGUGCAAGAAUGGAGCUACGCGAAUAUGCAUUUGUCACGAUCAACUUUCACAAACCUAUCAAAAAGAGCAGAAGAUAUCUUGAAUGGAAAUUACAUUCAGUCACUGAAAUUAGUGGUGUCAAAUUCAAAUGACUAUAUGAAGACAGCCUAUAAUCAUACAACAAAGUUCAUUGUUGACCUCAAAGAAAGAACAUGCACAUGUUGGAGAUUCGAUAUUGAUGAAAUUCUUUGCCCAUAUGCAAUGGCAAUACUUAAAGAAUUCAAUCAAGAUCCUUACAAAUUUUUGGCAGAUGAGAGUUUGUGGAAUGUCCCGGAAGAAGUGGCACAAAAGAUUGUUAAUACACCACAAGGAAGAAUAAAGUCGGGAAGGCCUAGGAAGAAAGAAUUAGAUCUGCUUGGGAAACUACAAAUCAUAACAAGUGCAGCAGAUGUCAUAUAUAUGGACACAAUGUGA